AGUGUUCCACAACCUAAACUAAGAUCUGGUGCAACCUGUUUCCCUCCUGUCUCUGCUGCGAGUGCACGGGUUCUUAACGUACACCCAUCUCCCCCCUCCUCCGAGAUCCCUUCCCCCACGAGUUUGAAUUGAAACAGCCAGCAAUUGGGUUUAUUUAAAUAACGGGUCGUGUUCUGUAAUCGGGUCAAAGAUCAUGGAUCGGGCGUUUGUUUUCUUACUGUCUCUCUGCCUCUUGUUGCAAACGUCUCUCUCGAUUGAGAAUUUUCACCAGGCUUUUCCUAUAGUGGAGCCUGAUCCGAAUCAUACAAAGCUUCGGCUUAGUAGAGAAGGUUUGGAAGCAAUUAGCAGAAUCACUACUCCUAUUGCUGCUGUUGCGGUGAUUGGCCCAUACCGUUCUGGAAAAUCUUUUCUACUCAAUCAGCUUCUUUCCCUUUCUUGUUAUGAAGGUUUUGGUGUUGGACACAUGCGUGAUACAAAAACAAAAGGUAUCUGGGUGUGGGGAACACCACUAGAGCUAGAGAUUGACGGAGUUAAAACUUCAAUUAUUUACCUUGACACUGAAGGAUUUGAAAGUGUUGGAAAGUCAAAUGUUUAUGACGAUCGAAUAUUUGCUCUGGCAACAGUUAUGAGUUCUGUGCUUAUCUAUAAUCUGCCUGAAACCAUCCGCGAAGCUGAUAUUUCUAGGCUCUCCUUUGCUGUUGAGUUAGCAGAAGAAUUUUACGGAAGAGUAAAGGGACAAGACGUUGCUUUUGAACCGUCAAAGCUCCUGUGGCUUAUCCAGCGUGAUUUUCUGCAAGGUAAGUCGGUGAAGGAAAUGGUGGAUGAAGCUCUCAAACACGUCCCUAAUGAAGAUGGUAACAAAAACAUUGAUCAGGUUAACCGGAUCCGGGAUUCCUUGGCGAUUAUGGGUGACAACAGCACUGCCUUCAGCUUACCACAGCCUCACCUCAUGCGGACGAAGCUGUGUGAUCUGAAGGAUGAGGAACUGGACCCUACCUAUGUGGCAAGGCGUGACCAAUUGAAAAAGCUCGUUGCUAGUAUCCUCCGCCCAAAGAUAGUGCAGGGGAAAGCAUUAAAUGGAAAGGAGUUUAUUUCUUUCCUGGAACAGAUACUGGAUGCGCUAAAUAAAGGAGAGAUUCCAUCAACAGGGUCACUAGUUGAGAUAUUCAAUAAAGAUAUCGUUGAGAGAUGUGUGAAGCUGUACAAUGAGAGGAUGGUGAAACUGCGGCUACCUAUGUCCGAAGAGUAUCUCCAAAGUGCACAUGAAACAGCACAUAACGAAGCUAUCAAAGCGUUUGACGCUCAGCAUUUCGGAAGACAGCAUGCGAAGAAAUCUGUGGAUCAGUUGGAUGAACAGAUGCAAGAGGUAUAUAAGAAUUUUGUUCUUGCAAAUGAAUACCAAUCGUCAAAGCUCUGCGAGGCGCUGUACACAAAGUGUGAAGACGACAUGGACCACUUGCAAGCUCUCCGGCUCCCUUCCAUGGCGAAAUUCAACGCAGGUUUCGUGUACUGCAACCAGAGUUUUGAACACCAAUGUGUCGGUCCUUCGAAACAAAGCUAUGAGCAGAGGUUAACCAAGAUGAUGGGGAAGGCACGGUCAUUGUUCAUCAAAGAAUACAAUAACAGGCUGUUCAACUGGCUGGUUGCGUUCUCUCUGGUAACGGUAGUGGUGGGACGGUUCAUUAUAAAGUUCAUUUUGUUGGAAAUGGCGGCAUGGAUACUCUUCAUAUUCUUGGAGACGUACACAAGGAUGUUCUGGACAGCGGAAUCUCUUUUCUACAACCCGGUCUGGCAUUUCAUCGUUGGGACUUGGGAGACUGUUGUGUAUAGUCCCGUUCUCGACUUGGACAGAUGGGCGAUUCCUAUAGUCUGCAUUAUUGCAUUGUGUGUGCUUUAUUGGCGGUGUUAUGGAAAGAGGAAACACGGGUCUAGUUGGCUUCUUCCGAUGUACAACAAGAAUGGUCGGAGCAGGGAACGGUCAGAGUAAAACACAUUGCUCCUCCUUCCUUACACCCUUAUAACUUAUAUAGCAUCUUCUCGGGCAUGCUCCUUGCUUUUGUCAUCGGAAGCUCUCUGCCCGUUACAACCAAUUUUUUUGGACGCAGAAGAAGAAUUUCAGUUAACAAGUGAAGAAAGAAUAGAGAUGAUGAUUUGAUUGAUCCAUGUUGGUUUUGCUUUGAUGCCUAUAUUCACUGCAAUCUGUACCAUUUACAUAGAAUUACAUUUAUCAUGUUUUAAGCCUCGUGGAGACUUGUUGACGAUGGUCCAAAGAAAAUUAUCAUCUUUUUCAGAACACUAGUGAUUGAAUCA
Molecule: messenger RNA, 2310 nt
Organism: Brassica oleracea var. oleracea
Lineage: Eukaryota; Viridiplantae; Streptophyta; Magnoliopsida; Brassicales; Brassicaceae
Product: guanylate-binding protein 4-like
Exons: 17
Coding region: 194-1987 (597 amino acids)
Molecular function (GO): GTPase activity; GTP binding
Source: RefSeq, a predicted model, not a curated record